AUGCAGGAUACCCUGAGUUCGGAGGAUGCUCAGGCCUUGGGCCACUUGAUCAAAGACAUCCAUCCAUCCAGUAUCAAUGCCUUGCAAAGAGAAGCGGAUGGCAUCCACAAUGACAUCAGUGCUCUGCGGGAGGACUUGGAGAAGGGACAGAUCACUCACUGGCAGAAUCGAGCAACACGAGUCUCUAACAAGGCAAAGAGAUUCAGAAGCAAGUACGAAGAGUUGCGCCCCAAGCUCGAUCGCCUUCACACCAAAAUGCAGGUCCUGGCCAACAAGUGCGCAGACGCAGCUGACACUUCAGAUACCCUAAUUGAGCAAACCAAGCAGAGGCGAGACUACUGGUUCUCGCUGCUGUGCCGGAUCAACUAUGUGGCAGCUGUUGGUGGCGUGCUGGUCUUUGCCGGAGCGGGAGGCACUGCGUUGGUCGCAGGAAUGAUGCUUAUGACCAAGACAUCUGCGCUGGGAUCUGCAACUGCUGCCCUUGGAGCAGCAAACUCAGCUGCAGCAAAGUCCGUGGCCAUUGCUGGAGCAAAGGCAACUGCAGCAUCAGCUGCAAAGGCAAAGGCUACAGAGGCAGCAGCGGCUGCACUGAAGGCAGCAGCUGCUGUUUCUUCCUCUGGCAAUCCUGCUGUGGGUGCAGGCGUCACUGCAGCUGCCGGUGUUGCAGGAGGAGUUGCAGGUGCUGCCGCAUUUGGUCCUGCAGGUCUAGCAGUGUUAGCAGCAGGAGCUUCAGCGGCUGGUGCUUGUGCGAUAUGGAGUGCGAUCGCUCAUUCAGCUGCGGUGACGGCAACCCAGGCUGCAUCUCAUGCAGCAUCCAUAGCAUCCGCUUUACAAGCAGCUGCCGCUGCAGCUCAACAAGCAGCCACUGCAGCUGCAGCUGCAUCCGCGACCGCAGCUGCCCAGGCCACACAGGCAGCGGCCUCCGUGAAUUCUCUUCAGCUAGCUGUGAAUUCGUUGUCUGCCGUUCUGACAACUGCUUCACCCUUCGUCAUCGGCUCCGCCAGCAUCCUGGCUUUGUGCUUACUGGGGUACAUGGGCCGCGAUCUGUUCAAGAGUCUCUUGGCCAGGCUCUGGGCAGCAGAGAUCCAGCAGCACGAGAAAUCCAAAGCGGCCUUCCUGCGCAUGAGCCAGAUGCUGCGUGAGACAGCCAAGCAGCUAAGGACAAUUUGCGACAGAAGCGAGGCAUUGGAAACAUGCUUGGAUCUUGUUGUAGAGGUUGCAGAGGAUCUUGCUGGCACUGCGGAGGAUGCGCAGGUGACCCUGGAGCCCCAGGUGUUGGAUGACGAGAUGCUCAAGAUGCAUGAGCAGGUGAACAGACUGUGCUCCGCAUAUUCUACAAUUCCACGGGCAUUUGAGCAACUGCAUGCAGCCAUUCGCGACCUGAGCUUGCCUGAGCCAACGUCACGGUCUUUGCAGAAUGGUGAUCCCUCCAUGGAAGACCUUCAGCUUCAGUUUCCUGCAGCCCAUACCGUGCCAGCGCAGGUGGAACAUCUCGUGGUUCGAACUUCUGAGCCGGAGGAGUGGAUCCUCAUAGACUCCCCACCUUCUUCACGUUCGUCAAGGCAAGAAUCUACCGCGGAAGCCCUCCCCCUUAUCGACGAGGGGGAAGACUGUGCAGACUUGGAGGCCUUGUCCCGUGCCGUCCUGGAGCAAGUUGCUGCCAGGCUGGCGCCCAGAGAGCUGGGUUGGGGACAGGUGUCACUCCAGCCAUGUACUUGA
Symbiodinium pilosum is the source of this 1719-nucleotide messenger RNA. Lineage: Eukaryota; Dinophyceae; Suessiales; Symbiodiniaceae. The record is from the annotation of a GenBank genome assembly.